Molecule: messenger RNA, 915 nt
Organism: Phyllostomus discolor (pale spear-nosed bat)
Lineage: Eukaryota; Metazoa; Chordata; Mammalia; Chiroptera; Phyllostomidae
Gene: NME5
Product: NME/NM23 family member 5
Exons: 6
Coding region: 109-747 (212 amino acids)
Biological process (GO): UTP biosynthetic process; negative regulation of oxidative stress-induced intrinsic apoptotic signaling pathway; spermatid differentiation
Molecular function (GO): nucleoside diphosphate kinase activity
Source: RefSeq, a predicted model, not a curated record
AGGCUGAGCUUGGGGUCUCCUAGCAACAAGCUGUGGUCGAACGGGUGGAGUAAGUGCUAAGUUGAUAACCUAUCAAGAAUCUCUUCAAUUGUACCUCAAAAAGCCAGAAUGGAAAUAUCGAUGCCCCCACCUCAGAUAUAUAUAGAAAAAACUCUGGCCAUUAUCAAACCAGAUAUUGUUGACAAAGAGGAGGAGAUACGAGAUAUAAUUAUCAGAUCUGGAUUCACCAUUGUUCAGAGAAGAAAACUACAUUUCAGCCCUGAGCAAUGUAGUAACUUUUAUGUGGAACAGUAUGGGAAAAUGUUUUUCCCCAAUUUAACGGCUUACAUGAGUUCUGGACCACUUGUUGCCAUGAUAUUAGCUAGACAUAAAGCCAUCGCUUACUGGAAAGAACUUUUGGGACCAAGUAAUAGCUUAGUAGCUAAGGAGACACACCCAGACAGCCUAAGGGCGAUUUACGGGACAGAUGACCUAAGGAAUGCCCUUCAUGGGAGUAUUGAUUUUGCCACAGCAGAAAGAGAAAUUCGAUUCAUGUUUCCUGAAGUGAUUGUUGAGCCCAUUCCAGCUGGACAAGCUGCUAAGGACUAUUUAAAUUUAUAUGUAACACCAACUCUACUUAAAGGACUCACAGAGCUUUGUAAGCAAAAACCAGCAGAUCCUUGUAUUUGGCUAGCCAAUUGGCUGCUGGAAAAUAAUCCCAACAAACCUAAACUUUGUCACCACACAUUUGCAGAAGAACCUCAUUAAAUAAAGUCCUCCAAAGAACAAAUCAUGCACAAUCUCACUGCAAAAGGCAUGCUUCUACCUAAAAAAUAAAUAAACUAAUUAAUUAAAAAACAAUAAAAUAAAAUAAAAACCACAGUUUCUAAGGGCUUAAGUAACUACAUGUGAAAUAAAUUAUAUCUUAAACAUAAU